AUGGCAGAGGCAUCAUCUUCAUCUUUCGAUGAAUGGAUUCGAUCAUUACUUAAUGAAUUACAAUCGAACGAUGUUGAUAUGAGUGAUUUUGUUCAAUAUUUGAUGGGUAUUGUUACAAGUGAUAGUGAAACGGACGAAGAAAAACAAGUAGCUAUUGCAGAACUACUCGCUGAUCUGGAUUUGAAACAUGAUCAUAAUAUUGAUAAUCUCAGUGAACAAAUCCUUAAUCGUUGGUAUCAAAUACAACACAAUAAGGAUCAUAAUUCAAACUCUGACAAAAGUCAAACAGAUGAUGAUGUCAUGAAUGAUGCAUUGAUUAAUGCCAUGAAUCAAAUGGAAUCAACAAUGAAACAAAAACAAAAUAAUGAUCAUAAUGCAAAUAAAGCUAAUGAUGAUCUUGCAUCAAAAAAACAUAAAUCUCAAGUAUUAGCAAAAUAUUCUGAAGUGUCUGAUGAAGAAAGUGACAAUGAAGAUGAACAUGAAACCAAUGCUAACAAUUUAUUUCAAAAUACAAAUACACAAAUCAUUGAAGAUCGAGAAAAAAAAUCACGAGAACUGCAACAUGAGGCACAUAAAAAACAACAAGAAAAAAAUAAAAUUGAUUCUAAUAAUCAAAAACAAAAGGAUGAAGAACGAAAGAAAAAAGCACAACAACGAGCUCAAAAGCAAGAGAGACGCCGUUAA
This is a messenger RNA of Rotaria socialis, 684 nucleotides long. The record is from the annotation of a GenBank genome assembly. NCBI's taxonomy places the organism in Eukaryota, Metazoa, Rotifera, Eurotatoria, Philodinida, Philodinidae.